Molecule: messenger RNA, 4400 nt
Organism: Cucumis melo (muskmelon)
Lineage: Eukaryota; Viridiplantae; Streptophyta; Magnoliopsida; Cucurbitales; Cucurbitaceae
Product: AT-rich interactive domain-containing protein 4-like
Exons: 15
Coding region: 1644-3998 (784 amino acids)
Molecular function (GO): DNA binding
Source: RefSeq, a predicted model, not a curated record
GUUUUAUAGAAAAUGUUGAAUGUGGCGCCUUCCUCAUUUCUUAAUCCUAAAAGCGAAUAAUCCACCAAUUUCUUGUCGAGUCGGGUCAAUUUUUCAUUUCUUUAAUCUUCAUUUUUCAUACCCUCUCGGCUCUCCGUAUUCAACUUUCGAAUCGUUUGUCUUCUUCCAUUCUCCUAAAAUACGUACAGAUUCUGUAUAUACAACGCUAACAAUUAACUCAAAUUCAGACGAGCCAGCCAUCUUCACCAGUGCAACUGUGCCAGUUCACUCCACUUCCUGGUUCUGCAUUCGUGCAGAUGCAGCUCUACGAGGAGAAGCACAACAACCUUCAUCUUUGCUUCUUUGACGAAACUUGAAGAAUAUGUUCAUCAAUCCAAUCCAAGCUAAUAAAAAGAAACCCAAAUUGCGAACAAGACAAGGGGUUGAAAUCUUUUACGAAUAAUUUUCGUUAAAUCCGUGCUUUGUGGGCACCCAAUUAACGCAAUUUUCUGCAUUUGUGUUGUGAUCUAGUCUAAAAAUUUCAUAGAACACAAAGAAUAAAACGGCGAAGAAAGUAAAUUUGAAAGGCCAUGAGUUGUUUUCUUGAUUGGAUUGGAAUCGCAGUUUGUGGGAAAGACUGUGAUGUAAACCUUUCCCUUUUCCUGAUGGGUUUAAUGUGUUUUGAAUCUUUUGAUAUUAUGUUUGACUUCCGGUUUCGAGAUGUGGGAAUGUUUUUUAUCUGACACCCAUUUAAUUUAACAGAAAGGAACUAAUUAUUUGGUUUAAUUUUUGGCAACUGUGUGAGCUUUUGAUUUUCUUGUUUAUUGCGUGGAAUGUGGAUAGGGAGAAAGGUAAGAAUAUUUCUUAUUUCUAUUCUAUAUUUUUUUUUCGUUCAGCGAUUUUUUAUUGAUGUGAAUUUUAAGGCCCUAGGGUUCACUUUUCGGGCUCCAGUCUUCUAUCGCAACCCCAAUUUUUCCCCCUUUCGUAUGAUUUUUAGGGGUUACGUGCUCGGUCUUGUCUUUUUCGUCGAUUUUUCUUCAUCUCAUCUUGCUGGGUGUUUAAAUUUUCUUGCUUUUUCUCAUUCGCUUGGUGGGUUCUUUGGUUUUUGUUGUCCGAAGCGCUGAAUUUCCGUUCGCUCCUUCUGUUGGUGACCUGGUUUGUUUAAUUUUGAGGUUUUCCCAUAUGGGUUUUGCUUUGGAGCUUUGAUUAUGAUGGUUUGUUUCUCUUUUAUGAAUCCUUGAAGCGCUUUUGCUCAACAGCAGCUGAAUAUAUGCUUUGCUCUUGCAGUACUUGUUGUUCACUGUUGAAGAUUAUUAACAGAUAGGGUUUGGGUUCUAAGUAAGUCCUGCAUUCAGUUUUGCUGAAAUUUUGUGCUGAAGUGGGUGAUUUUUAGGGUUUAAUUGUUGGUCCGGUAAGAAUUAAAAGUUCCGGACGGCUGUGAUUUUGAUCUUAAAGCCCGUCCUCCUGAAGGGCUUUAGGAUGAUGGCAUUGUUUCAAACUCAGAAUGAAAAUUCAGGUUUUUUAGUUUUAUGUCAUGACAUAUGGGUAUUGGUCUCUGUUCUAGCGAAUGUUUGUGUUCUAAUGGUUUCACAAGCAAGUUGAAAGAUCUCAUUGCUUGAGGAAGUUCGCUUAAUGCAAUUUUCUCCCGCUUCUUCUUGUAAACGAUGCUUCAUUCAGUAGUAGCUGCUAGACAAACUUGUAGCCUACUUGCUGUCACCUGCGGAAAUGUACCUAAAGUACAAUGUGAGGAGGAAAUUGAUGAGGAUAAGUUAAAAUAUCCAUUUCCUGAUUUAGUUUCUUCCGGACGAUUGGAGGUUCGGGUUUUGGCAAAUCCAAGCAAGGAUGAAUUUAGUAGAAUUGUGGAAUCAUGGCUGCCGAGCUUUGUCUACUUGCAAGGGGAACAACUUGGAAGUGACGAAAUUGGCUCCUUGGUUUGGAAUGGUGUUGAUUUGUCUCUUGAAGAUUUAUGUGGACUAUUCAAUACUGCACUACCAACCAUUGUGUAUCUAGAAAUCCCAAAUGGAGGCAGAAUUGCGGAGGCUCUUCAUUCUAAGGGAAUUCCUUAUCUCAUGUAUUGGAACAGCACAUUUUCAUCUUAUGCUGCAGCUCAUUUUCGUAAUGCGUUGCUUUCAGUGGUGCAGAGUUCAUCUACUCAUACAUGGGAUGCUUUUCAGCUUGCGCGUGCUGCUUUUAGGCUUUAUUGUGUGGGGAGCAAUUAUGAUCUGACUGUGAUUGCUGAUGACAAUAUGAUGCUUGAUCUAGAGCCACAGCUUAUUGGGGAACCCCUAAAGAUUGAUGUAGAACCACCUGAGGUAGAGGUAGGUGAAGGUGAAGAUGAAGAUGGUUCUUUAGAAGCCCUCCCAGCCAUAAGUAUUCAUGAUAAUAAUGUGACCAUGAGAUUUCUUAUCUGUGGAUUGCCUUGCACACCGGAUGCCUGCUUAUUGAGAUCAUUGGAGGACGGCCUUAAUGCACUUUUGAAGAUUGAAAUACGUGGGAGUAAACUUCAGGGAAAGUUCAGUGCUCCUCCACCACCUCUUCAAGCGGGAUCUUUUUCUCGUGGAGUUGUGACAAUGCGAUGUGAUAUAGUGACUUGUAGUUCAGCCCACAUCUCAAUUUUGGUGUCUGGUAGUGCUCAUACUUGUUUUGAUGAUCAGCUCCUGGAGAAACAUAUCAAACACGAAAUCAUAGAAAAUAGCCAAUUAGUUCAUGCCAUACAUGACUGUGAAGGCAACAAGCAUCACGUGCACGAGCCUCGUAAAUCUGCUUCAAUUGCAUGUGGGGCAGCAGUAUUUGAGGUUUCCAUGAAGGUUCCUGCUUGGGCAUCACAGGUCUUGAGGCAACUUGCACCUGAUAUCUCAUAUCGGAGUUUAGUUGCACUCGGCAUUGGGGGAGUUCAGGGUUUACCUGUUGCUUCUUUUGAGAAAGAGGAUGCUGAGCGACUGCUCUUCUUUUGCUCAGGGGAUUGGAAUGAUAAACAUUCAGAGCAGUUGCUUGUAAGUGUAUUACCCAGCUGGUUUAAGCCACCUACUCCUAGUAGAAGGAGAGUAGAACCAAGCCAAGGAAUGAGGAAUAGUCUUUCACAUGACAGUCUUUCAUAUGCAAACAUCCCUGCCAUUAGAAGAGUAGGUAGAGAGGACCCUGUACCAAUGAAUGGGUUCAAGGCAUCCUUACACCCAGCGAGGAAAAAAUUAAAAGUAGCCUCCAUGAGGCCUGUUCCACGAUUGCAUAGGAAUAAAAUAUCACCUUUUGCUGGAUUGACUGAAGUAGAUGGGAACAAUGGAGGCCUAUCCAAGGCUAGUUUAUCUGUUGUUACCCUGCCAAAGCAUGUAACUGUAGGAUCAACUUCUGCGACACACAGAAAAUCUUUUUCAAGCUCAUCUCAGUCUAAGCAGAUUAUUUCCUUAAACCCACUGCCUCUGAAGAAGCAUGGUUGUGGAAGAAACCCAAUUCAAGAUUGCUCAGAGGAGGAGUUCUUGAAAGAUGUUAUGGAGUUUUUACUACUUAGAGGACAUACACGACUUAUUCCUCAAGGUGGACUUGAGGAGUUUCCGGAUGCCAUACUCAAUGGGAAGCGUCUUGACCUCUAUAACUUGUAUAAAGAGGUGGUCACCCGAGGAGGCUUUCACGUGGGCAAUGGUAUCAACUGGAAGGGGCAGAUCUUCUCUAAGAUGCACAAUUAUACAAUGACCAAUAGAAUGACUGGUGUUGGAAAUACACUGAAAAGACAUUAUGAGACUUACCUUCUAGAAUAUGAAUUGGCUCAUGAUGAUGUAGAUGGAGAAUGCUGUCUUUUGUGCCACAGUAGUGCAGCAGGGGACUGGGUGAACUGUGGUAUUUGUGGUGAAUGGGCUCAUUUUGGGUGUGAUCGAAGGCAGGGCCUAGGAGCAUUUAAGGAUUAUGCCAAAACAGAUGGGCUAGAGUAUGUUUGUCCACAUUGUAGUAUUACAACUUACAAGAAGAAACCACACCGAGUAGCAAAUGGGUCUCCGCAAGGAAUAACAAAUCCACGGAUACCUUGAUUCAGUUUUGGCCUUCCCAUCUCGAGGUUUCGGCUGCGUUGUUUUUAUUUGUCUUUUUGCCUAUUCUUAUUCUACACGAGAAAUUAUUUGUUCCAUCGGCUUGUAGAUGAGUUUUGAUUGAGGUGGUGUGCUGCUAAACCCAUUAGCUGAAGAUUUAUGAGACUGAGGAUGAAAACUCGGAAGUGAAGAAAAGAGGUAAAGAGUAGAGCACACAAAGAGGACUUCAUCAUAGGUUCUUUUUUGACCUCUUCUUUAUUUAGGUAAUAGUUUAGGAGUAAAGUUAGCAGCAGCAUGGCAGUUAACUUUAGUAGGAACAGGGUGCUGUAAAAUACUUCUAUUCUUGUAGCUAAGCCAUGACUGAUGUAUUUUAAUGAAGAUAUCUAAUUUACCAUUUUUUUUGUA